ACUGGGGCCAUGUGGAAGUGCCUGUCCAAAUAUGUCUGCAUCUUUCUCCUGCUGACCCUGUCAGGCCUCUUCUUCCUGUUCCGCAACAUCAACAUUCUGGAGGUGAGGAGGAAAGUGAUCUUCCCCCAAUACAAGUCCAAGCUUACUUCCAUCACAAUCUACCUGCAUUAGCCUACCACCCUUUCCCCCUUAGUGACCUCUACUCUCAUCCACAGUGGAAGUUGGACCUAUGCAUCUGGGACAUAUGCAGCGUCCACUCAGAGGGCCCUCCUCUCCUGGACCACAAGCAAAGCUGUAACCACCUGGGCCAGGAGCGCACACCUGAGGAGGCUCUGGAGGAGCAUUACCUCCUGGAGUCCAUUGCCUGGCCAGAGCCUCCGCCUCGGCCCACGCCUACACCCCUGGAACAGACCAGUGACCCUGCACACAGCCUGUUUGUAAUGCUGCCGGCAGUUGGUGGGAGAGAGUGGCAUGUGGGGGACCAGCUGGAGUUUCUGGUCCUUAUGAAAGAUUUCCAGGGACGUCCCAAGAGCCAUGGUGGGGACUUCUUGCUGGCUCGGCUGCACUCCCCAAAGCUGGGGGCGGGCGUUGCAGGACAGGUGGUGGACCACCAGAAUGGGACCUACUCUGCCAUUUUUCUGUUACUGUGGGAGGGGUCCGUACGAGUGGAGGUGACACUGGUUCAUCCUAGUGAGGCUGUUCAUGUUCUACGAAACUUACGUGAGGAACGGCCCGACCGGGUGCUUUACAAGAGCCUGUUCCGCUCUGGAUUACUUUCUGAGACCACCAUGUGUAACAUUUGCCUACCGACCAACCAGCAGCCGCUGUGCAAUUACACAGACCCCCACACGGGUGAACCCUGGUACUGCUACCAGCCCAAGCAGCUGCUGAGCUGUGACACACGGAUCAACCACUUCAGGGCAGGCUACCAGAAAGAUCUGAUAACCGACAAAGAAGCACUGCUCUUCCAGAGGUUAGUGUGGGGUAAAAAAGAGUGUGUGUGGGAAUGAGCGUAUGUUUGACCUUGGACCUAUGCAGCAUUUCUUCCAAUAUACAAUUACAGAGUGUGGUUCAGGUGAUUGUUAUUGCUUUCUUUUAAAACAUUUAAAAUGAUUCUCUAACUUUUUCAGUGGCGUAAACCUCAAAACACAUAUUCAUGCCAAGGGGUCUGACAGUGUCACUGUGCUGCCUAAGAAGAAAGGUAAAAUAAAUUGUUGCAGUGUGAAGACAAAUCUGAGAGUGUCUGUAAAGUGAUGGUAGCUGUUGCAUCAUGUCUCCUCUCGUAUUUCAGACAAACCUGAGGUGGAAAGCAGCCGUGCAAAGGCAGCGCCUGUCAGGACCACUCCCUCUGGGUAUUACUUCCAAGGGUCAUGGCAGUCACUGGGUGGUGUCGUGAUGCGCCAGUUUAAUGAUCCCACUGCCAUUACUCAGUGUUUGAAGGGCAAGGUGGUGUACAUGUAUGGAGACUCCACCGUUAGACAGUACUAUGAGUUCCUCACCAGCUUCUUGCCAGGUGAGUGCUGUUUGCCAAACCUAUUACAUCUCACACUCAGCUGUCUCAGGUGCGUUCAUAUUCUCUCUCUAGAUCAGUUUAUGCAGGGCUGUUGUGGAGCGGGUCGAGAGUCUCAAGUUCCUUGGCGUCCACAUCACUAAUGACCUAACAUGGUCCACACACACCCGCACAGUCUUGAAGAGGGCACGGCAGCACCUCUUCCCCCUCAGGAGGUUGAAAAGAUUUGGCAUGGGCCCUCGGAUCCUCAAAAAGUUAUACAGCUGCACCAUCAAGAGCAUCUUGACUGGCUGCAUCAUCACAUGGUAUGGCAAAUGCGGACAGCCCAGUACAUCACUGGGGCCGAGCUCCAUUCCAUCCAGUACCUCUAUAUCAGGCGGUGUCAGAGGAAGGGCCGAAAAAUUGCCAAAGACUCCAACCACCCAAGCCAUAGACUGUUCAUUCUGCUACCGUCCAGCAAACGGUAUCGGAGCAUCGGCUCUCGGACCAACAGACUCUGAGACAGCUUCUACCCCCAAGUCAUAAGACUGCUGAGUGGCCAGACUGCUAAAUAGUCAAUAAAUGGUACCCUAACUAUCUGCACUGACUCAAUUCUUCACUGACCCUACGCACACUCACUAGACUAUAUAUACACACACACCAUAUACACACUCACUAGACUAUAUACACAAACCAUGUGCACACUCACUAGACUAUAUACACAAACCAUAUACACACUCACUCACACAGACUACAUUGACACUCCCACACAAAACCCACACACAUUCACAUACACUACAUAUGCACACACACACAGACUGACACAACACAAACAAACAUAUAUACACAUUACACUAACGCAAACUCACACACACACAUUUUCUACAAUCAUCAUUUGCUGCUGCUGCUCUGUUCUUUAUUUUACUCUUAUUAUUAUCUAUCCUGAUGCCUAGUCACUUUACCUUGCCUUCUUGUACAUACUGUAUCUACCUCAAAUACCUUGUACCUCUGCACAUUGACCUGGUACUGGUACUCCCUGUAUAUAGUGUAGCUCCAUUCUUGUGUACUUUAUUUUACAGUUUUUUACAAUCACUUUGGCACUAAUUUCAGAACAUUGACGUCAUUUUUCAAAACUCUAAACGGUCAUCACUUGUAACACAGGCUGUCCAAUGUUCAAAACAUUGCAUUGUGCAUUCAUAUCUUUAAAGAAAUCUUGCACUUGCACUUGCACAAUCAUUGGUUCAAAAAACAAAUGUAUUGUGAAAUACCAAUGACAUUUUAAUUUAGAUCACCCACACACAAGCAACCGAUAGUUUCACUGUGUCAUUGUUCGUACAAUCAUUAAAUAUUGUAGUACAAAAUAGGUGAUACAUGUUUCAUUAUGGUACUACAUGUAAAUACAUCCCUGUAAAAGUACUGCAGUAGUAGAGAGAAUACCACAGACACAGUGGAAUCAUUGAACAAAAUCUGAAAUAUAUUGAUGAAAAACAAUACAGUACUGUAAAACAUUAAAUGCAGUGUUCCUCAACUUGCUUGCUUGUACUGUAAAAAGCAAAACAUAGGAGUGAUUACUGUACUUCUACAUUUUCAUCAACUCUGUCUUGUGGAUUUGGCCACAGGUUCUCAUCUACAUCACAAUGGAUGUUUUCAUUAGCCAAACAUCUUGGAAAAAACCUUGGCGAAUCCAGGCCUGACACUGGUCUGCCGUGAUGUCAUUGCAUGCGUCAUCCAUGGCCUGGAGAAGAGUGACUUGUUCAUGAGGGCGCCUAUCAUAAACCUUCCAUCUCCAUGUGGAGAAAAAUUCCUCAAUCGGGUUAAGGAAAGGAGUGUAUGGGGGUAAAUACAGGGUGGUAAAUUGUGCAUGGGCCUGAAACCAUGGUGGAACCUGACAUUAUCCCACACAAUGACAUAGGUCACGCCAUCAUCUCUACAGACCUGAUCGAGCUCAUCAAGGAAGGUUACAAGGAGAGCUGCAUUAUAUGAUCCAAUACGAGGUCUGCGUCCCACCACACCAUCUUCUGAUAUAGCCGCACACAUGGUAAUGUUGGCCCCACGUUGUCCAGGUACUUGGAUGGUUGCCCGCUGGCCAAUGAAAUUCUGACCUCUCCUCCUUGUCUUGGCCAGGUUAAAGCCUGCCUCAUCCAAAUAUAUGAAUUUGUGAUGGCUGUCAUCAGCAUCCAUCCUUUUGAAAGAAAUCCAGCCUUCUUGAAACUGAACAUACCUGAACAUACUCAGUCCUCAUUUGCUUAACUCUGUCUGCAUUUCUUUCAAAAGGCACACGGUAUAGUUGCUUUAAAGACACCUGGUGCCUUUUCAGCAUGCGUGCAAUAGUCGGCAAACCACAUUGUUAAACAUGUCUUCAUUGUCCAAGAUAUGCUGGCGAAUUUCUGUAAGGCGAAUAUCAUUUCUGGCCCGAACCUAAUCGACCACAGUCUGCUCUUGUUGGUCAGUCAGAAUUUUGCCUCUGCCUCCCCUAUUUGGCCUAGUCUCAAUUCUACAGGGAACACUACAGUAAGAAGACACUUGGUCACAUCACCUACUCUGUGAUACACAUUGGUAUGCAGUCAUUUGACAAAUGAGAGUAGCAUAAUGUGUAGUGCAUGCUGACGACUUACCGGUUCUCAUUGUGGAAAGUUCUGAUUAUUGAGGCCACGGUUGACCUUCUGAGGUUUGGUUGUAUCAUUGUAGCCGCCUCAGUCAUUGUCAUGCCAUGAUUUAUGACAUGGUCUACAACUAUUGCACGGAUUUCAUUGGACACUUGCUGUUGCUGCUGCUGUCUUGGUCCGUGGCCUUGUCCUCUACCACGUUCCCCCACACCUCUCAAACGAGGCCCACGACCACCUCUCAGAAGGGGUGCUUGUCCCCUGCCAUUCCUUUGACCAACACAUCUUCCUCGUCUUCCUCCCACCACUGCUUGACCUCUAUUGUGACCUGGAUCACCUGCCGGCUCCAUGUUACAGUACGUAUCGCUAUGUUGUUGCAAGUGGAUCCCAAUCAAUUCUUUAUAUACUCGUUCCACAAUGUGAAAUCAAUCAUCAGUAACGAGUUGGCAGAAUUUGACAAGCAAUUACAAGGGCCUGCAUCCAUACAGUGCAGUACUGUCAAUACUGUAAAUAGUCUGAAAAGGUGGUGCAUGGGACCAUAUAAAACGGUGUCUGAUAAGGAAUGAUGAUGAAAUAUUACAUCCAUAGAUAAUGUAGUCUAAUUGGUUCAUGCUCCACACUAAUUGGUGACAAUGAAUCUCGUUAUCUUGAAACUUUCAUGAUCUAAACAUGGAAUAUUGUUUGUCUGUUUCCAUACAACUAUGCAUUAAGAGUUAUUCAACAGUUACUUAUCAUUUUGAGCAGUUGUAUCAAUUGAUAAUUGGAUAAUUGUAAUGAAAUGAAUAGACACUCAUCUGAAAUGUAAUGUGUGAAUUGCCUUUUGAAAUAGUAGUACUUUGAUGUUAAGUUAUGUCAUAUUGAACACGUGAUUUUUGUUAAAUGAACAAAUGAUCUUAGUUUUAUGUGUAUUGUAUCCAAGCAAUUGAAAAAAGUGUUAGAGUUUUGAAAAAUGUGCAUUUUGAUCAUUGGUUGUGAGUUUUGUGUCUAGAGUUUUGAAAAAUGACAUCAAGGUUCUGAAAUUAGUGCCAAAGUGAUUGUAAAAAACUGUAUUCCUUGUGUUACUAUUUCAUUUUUAUUUUUUAACUCUGCAUUGUUGGGAAAGGCUCGUAAGCAAGCAUUUCAUGGCAAAGUCUACACCAGUUGUUUUCGGCGUAUGUGACAAAUAAAACAGUAUUUUAUUUUAUUUCAUUUAUACCUGGUUCUAACAUGCGUCCGUUGGCCAUGUUCUCGGCCAUAUUCUGAUUGUGCCCACAUGUCGACAGGUGUAGACAAUCAAAAGACGCAUUGUGAUCUGGUUGUGAUUAGAUCUUCCUGACCACCUCCGGAGGUAGUCAAAGACGCAUCUGUAAACGAAUCCAGACAACUAAAGGGUAUACAGUGUCUUCAGAAAGUAUUCAUAACCCUUGACUUCUUCAAUAUUUUGUUGUGUUACAGCCUGGUUUCAAAAUGGAUUAAAUAGAUUUUUUCUCUCAACCAUCUACACACAAUACCCCAUAAUGUCAAAGUGAAAAUAUGUUUUUAGAAAUGUUUGCAAAUGAAAUACAGAAAUAUCUGUAUUCACACCCCUGAGUCAAUACUAUGUAGAAUCACCUUUGGCAGCGAUUACAGCUGUGAGUCUUUCUGGGUAAGUCUCUUAAGAGUUUUCCACACCUGGAUUGUGCAACAUUUGCCCAUUAUUCUCUUCAAAAUUCUUCAAGCUCUGUCAAAUUGGUUCUUGAUCAUUGGUAGCCAUAGAUGUUCAAGUAAAUUUAAGUCAAAACUGUAACUAGGCCACUCAUGAACAUUCACUGUCUUCUUGAUUUUUUAUUUUAUUUUUUAUUUAUUUCACCUUUAUUUAACCAGGUAAACCAGUUGAGAACAAGUUCUCAUUUACAACUGCGACCUGGCCAAGAUAAAGCAAAGCAGUGCGAUAAAAACAACAACACAGAGUUACAUAUGGGGUAAAACAAAACAAAGUCAAAAAAAAUACAACAGAAAUACAUAUAUAUACAGUGUGUGCAAAUUUAGCAAGUUAUGGAGGUAAGGCAAUAAAAUAGGCUAUAGUGCAAAAUAAUUACAAUUAGUAUUAACACUGGAAUGAUAGAUGUGCAAGAGAUGAUGUGCAAAUAGAGAUACUGGGGUACAAAUGAGCAAAAUAAAUAACAAUAUAGGGAUGAGGUAGUUGGGCGGGCUACCUCAUUGAUAAGCAACUCUAGUGUAGAUUUGGCCUUGUGUUUUAGGUUAUUGUCCUGCUGAAAGGUGAAUUCAUUCCCCAGUGUCUGGUGCAGACUGAACCACCUUUUGCCUGUGCUUAGCUCCAUUCUGUGUCUUUUAUAUCCUGAAAAACUCCCCAGUCCUUAAAGAAUACAAGAAUACCCAUAACAAGAUGCAGCCACCACUAUGCUUGAAAAUAUGGAGAGUGGUGUUGUAUUGGAUUUUACCCAAACAUAACACUUUCUAUUCAGGACAAAAAGUGAAUUGCUUUGACAAAUUUUUUGCAGUAUUACUUUAGUGCCUUGCUGCAAACAGGAUGCAUAGUUGAAUAGUUUUAUUCUCUACAGGCUUCCUUCUUUUCACAUUGUCAAUUAGGUUAGUAUUGUGGAGUAACUUCAAUCUUGUUGAUCCAUCCUCAGUUUUCUCCUAUCACAGCCAUACAAUUCUUUACUGUUUUAAAGUUACCAUUGGCCACAUGGUGAAAUCCCUGAGCGGUUUCCUUCCUCUCCUACAACUGAGUUAGGAAGGAUGCCUGUAUCUUUGUAGUGACUGGGUGUAUUGAUACACCAUCCAAAGUGUAAUUAAUAACUUCACCAUGCUCAAAGGGAUAUUCAAUGUCUGCUUUUUUUUUUAACCCAUCUACCAAUAGGUGCCCUUCUUUGCGAGGCAUUGGAAAACCUCCCUUGUCUUUGUGGUUGAAUCUGUGUUUGAAAUUCACUGCUUGACUGAGGGACCUUACAUAUAUUUGUAUGUGUGGGGUACAGAGAUGAGGUAGUCAUUCAAAAAUCAUGUUAAACACUAUUAUUGCACACAGAGUGAGUCCAUGCAACGUAUUUUGUGUCUUGAUAAUCAAAUGUGUACUCCUGAACUUGUUUAGGCUUGCCAUAACAAAGGGGUUGAAUACUUAUUGACUCAAGACAUUUCAGCUUUUCAUUUUUUAUUAAUUUGUAAAGAUUUCAAAAAACAUAAUUCCACUUUGACAUUAUGGGUUAUUGUGUGUAGUCCAGUUACAAGAAAAUCUCAAUUUAAUCAAUUUAAAAUGUAGGCUGUAACACAACAAAAUGUGGAAAAAGUCAAGGAGUGUGAAUACUUUCUGAAGGCACUUUAAAUUUGUCCAAUGACAUGGUUGUCCCGCCCUCUCAAAAAAAUCACACCGGCCAGUUGAAUUAAGAUCAUGGUCUUCAUUAGAAACCAAGUCCCUACUGGCAAUCUAGUCGGAUGCCACAGGCCAUACCACGUCCAGCCCUGAAUAAAAUGGGCAUAUAGAAAUAAAAAUAUUUAUGAAGAGAUAUCGUCCCGAAUGAGAGGAAAAGGGUUCUCCCGUUCCCACGUCCAUUGCCAGUGCAAAAUCUAAUAUUUGAAAACAUCGUAGGCUACAGACAGGCCAAGGACUGUAAAAGCAGAAUUUAAACUGAACUAUACAUGUAUUGGGGAUGCAUGGGACAGAGUAUGAUGGAGUUGCAGCAGAACAGCAUAACAAGUGUAUGGCCAGGUAUAAUGUGUAGGCCUAAUUUUCCACCUGUAGGCUACCUUUAUCAGAUAUGAAAAUAAUACAUUGGUAUUGCAAUCCUUUCCUAUUUUAUUCUAUUCUUUAAUAUUCUGUGAAUCUUUGAGCAUUUUCCAGCUAUCAGUAAAGUGCAGAAACUGAUUUGUAAAGGCAUGAGCGAGGCCACUGUCCAAUAUAAUGUAGGCUUCAAUAUGAAGGCCUCUUUAAGCUACUAUUAUAUUUAUACUUUAUUCCUUUAUAAAGCCAUUUGCUUUACAUGCAUGCUUCUUUGCACUUUUUAUCAAUUGCCGCUUUUAUCCAUGCAUUUUCAGAAUAUGACCACUCGUCUUGCUUAUCCUAAUUAUUGAAGUUCCGUUAACGAAUUAUUACUGAUCAAUGAUUUGGCCUAUACUAAACAAUAAUAUGAAGACAACGUAUGUAAACAUCCAUGCGUAAAGAACAACACUGUCCAGACAUGUUUGGAUAAUGCAUUGCGCCAUUCAGAGAUGCACUUUGUAUCCUACCCUUUAACUAAAUCUGUUUCUGUUUUUACUGUGUGCAUUAGGACCUAAGUGUCAUUGUUUAUUGCAAUAAUUGUAUUUUAUACACACAUCCAGAUACUCAGCUCGUUUGUGUGGUGACUUUUUUAGGGAUUCUCUGAAUAUUUAUUUGUAUGGCUGUGGACAGGUUGAGGUUAUUGGGACAGUAGCCUAUUGCGCCCAGUCUUAAAUCAUUGAAUAACAAAUGUAGGCUGUAAUGAUGAGAGUAUAAAGCUAUUGACUAUAAAAGUGUGCUGUUUUCUGUCGAUUUCCACAGCUUGGGUCAUAACGGGAGGUCCAAGGCAGGUUGGAUUCAUUUGCAUACAGGGAGGGACCAGGAAAUCUGGUCACAAUACGGACGAAGUGGGCAGAGAAGAGACAUAUUUAAUUAAGUGUAGACAACAAAUCUCGAUCAGAUAGUGAUCAAAUCAUGAUCGGAUGACGACAACCAUGUGUAACCAUAGAAUAUGUGACAGAAGCCAUCUCGCAACAUCUCCCUCUCUCUCUGUUACAGAGCUGAAGGAUUUCAACCUUCGAAGUCCUGUGAAGGCAGGGCCCUUCAUGGCGGUGGACAUCCCCCACAAUAUCCUGCUAAAGUACCGCAGCCAUGGCCCCCCCAUCACCUGGACCCCUCUCAGCAUCAGUCAGCUGCGCUAUGUAGCUAAUGAGCUGGAUGGCCUGGCCGGGGGCUCAGACACUGUUGUAGUCAUCAGCGUUUGGGCCCAUUUUUGUACCUUCCCUGUGCAGGUUUACAUUCGCAGACUACGCCACAUUCGAAGGGCAGUGGUGCGGCUUCUGAACCGAGCUCCGGGGACUGUGGUUGUGGUGCGCUCGGCAAACCUCCGGCCCCAAAGCCUACAGGAGAGCCUCAAUGUCAGCGACUGGUUUUCGCUGCAGCUGGACGAGGUGAUCAAGGCCAUGUUCAGGGGCCUGAAUAUCAAGUUACUGGAUGCCUGGGAGAUGACCCUUGCCCACCACCUCCCCCACAAUAUCCACCCACGCCCUCCGAUCAUUAAGAACAUGAUAAACGCUAUCCUCUCUUGCGUCUGCCCAGUAAAGAACUAG
This is a messenger RNA of Coregonus sp. 'balchen', 9375 nucleotides long. NCBI's taxonomy places the organism in Eukaryota, Metazoa, Chordata, Actinopteri, Salmoniformes, Salmonidae. The record is from the annotation of a GenBank genome assembly.